GGAGUGCCUAUGGCGGAGUUUGGGGAGGACGGCUCGCUUCCUCCUCCUCCUCCUCCCUCGCACCUCGGGGACUCGGCCCCGGACGAGGCAGCUGCUGCCGGGAAGACGCAUUGCGAAGUGUCGGUCCUGAAUGGAGACUGUGGGAGACCGGACAGUAUGGUCGGUUCACCUGGAGCCUGCCAAGCCGGGCAGGAGACAGCCAACACCGGGGGGGGGCCGGCGGCUGCUGCCAAGCACGAAAUACCACGCAGGAGCAGCAUCAUCAAGGAUGGUUCCAGACAUCGCAAAGAGAGAAAGAAGACUGUGUCAUUCAGCAGCAUGCCUACCGAGAAGAAGAUAAGCAGCGCUAGUGACUGCAUCAAUGCUAUGGUGGAUGGCUCUGAGCUGAAGAAAGUGCGAUCCAACUCGCGCAUUUACCACCGCUACUUUCUCCUUGAUGCUGACAUGCAGUCUUUGAGAUGGGAGCCCUCGAAGAAGGAGUCAGAAAAAGCCAAAAUUGAUGUGAAAUCCAUCAAGGAGGUCCGCACGGGGAAAAAUACAGAGACUUUUAGAACUAAUGGAACCUACGAUCAGAUAUCAGAGGACUGUGCUUUCUCAGUCAUCUUCGGGGAGAACUACGAGUCCCUGGACCUGGUGGCGAACACAGCAGAUGUAGCCAACAUAUGGGUAACAGGACUGAGGUACCUCAUCUCCUACGGGAAACACACGUUGAAUAUGAUAGAGAGCAGUCAGAACAACAUGCGCUCGUCGUGGUUAGGGGAACUCUUUGAUGAGGCUGAUUGUAACAACAGCAAACAGAUAACGAUAUGUACCGCUGUGCAGCUCGUCAAGAAGCUGAACCCGGGACUCAAAAAUGUAAAAAUAGAACUGAAGUUCAAGGAGCUUCACAAAGCUAAGGACAAACCCGGCUCCGAUGUGACCAAAGACGAGUUCAUCGAGGUCUUUCACGAUCUUUGCACCCGACCAGAAAUUUACUUUCUCUUUGUUCAGUUCUCCAGCAACAAAGAAUUUCUGGAUACCAAGGACUUGAUGAUAUUUCUAGAGGCAGAGCAGGGUAUGGCUCAAGUUAGUGAAGACAUCAGCCUGGAGGUGAUUCAGAAAUAUGAGCCAUCUAAAGAGGGUCAGCUCAAGGGCUGGCUGUCUCUCGAUGGCUUCACCAACUACGUCAUGUCGCCAGAGUGCCAUAUAUUUGACCCAGAACACAAAACGGUUUGCCAGGACAUGAACCAGCCCUUGUCCCACUAUUACAUCAAUGCAUCCCACAACACGUACCUGAUUGAGGAUCAGUUCAGGGGUCCCUCAGACGUGACGGGGUAUAUCCGUGCCCUCAAGAUGGGCUGCCGCAGUGUAGAGCUGGACGUGUGGGACGGACCUGAUAAUGAACCUGUUAUUUACACUGGCCACACGAUGACGUCACAGAUCGUGUUUCGCAGCGUCAUCGACGUCAUCAACAAGUAUUCCUUCGUUGCAUCCGAGUUUCCACUGAUGUUAUGUUUAGAAAACCACUGCUCCUUAAAGCAACAGAGAGUCAUGUUUCAGCACCUGAAGAAGAUCCUUGGAGACAAGAUCAUACUAGAUCCUCCUAAACCCGAGGACUGUUACCUCCCUUCUCCCUCGGAACUGAAGGGAAAGAUCCUGCUGAAGGGGAAGAAGCUGAGUACGAACUGCACUGCUUCGGAGGGUGAGGUGACCGAUGAGGACGAGGGGGCAGAGAUGUCCCAAAGGAUGAGCAUCGAGUCUGCGGAACAACAGACCAUCGCACUCAAGAAAUUCCAGCUGUCCAAAGACCUCUCUGAUCUGGUGACCCUGUGUAAGUCUGUGGAGUUCAGAGACUUCGCAACGUCCUUCCAGAGUCAGAAGCACUGGGAGCUCUGCUCCUUCAAUGAGGUCUUUGCCACUCGCCAUGCAAGUGACUUCCCUGGUGACUUUGUCAAUUAUAACAAGAAGUUCCUGGCACGGGUUUACCCCAGCCCCAUGCGGAUCGACUCCAGCAACAUGAACCCGCAAGACUUCUGGAAGUGCGGUUGCCAGAUUGUAGCAAUGAACUACCAGACUCCCGGCCUGAUGAUGGAUCUAAACAUUGGCUGGUUCCGUCAGAAUGGGAACUGCGGCUAUGUGCUGCGUCCAGCCAUCAUGAGGGAGCAGGUUUCAUAUUUUAGUGCCAACACUAAAGAUUCUGUGCCCGGUGUUUCUCCACAGCUCUUGCACAUCAAGAUCAUCAGCGGACAAAACUUCCCGAAACCCAAAGGCUCCGGUGCCAAAGGAGACGUAGUGGACCCCUACGUGUACGUGGAAAUACACGGCAUCCCGGCUGACUGCGCUGAACAAAGAACUAAAACAGUCAACCAGAACGGGGACAACCCUCUCUUCGACGAGAGCUUUGAGUUUCAGAUAAACCUCCCGGAGCUCGCAAUGGUGCGCUUCGUGGUGCUAGAUGACGACUACAUCGGGGAUGAAUUCAUCGGCCAGUACACGAUACCCUUUGAGUGUCUCCAGCCAGGGUUCCGUCAUAUACCGCUACAGUCUCUGACGGGGGAAGUUCUGCCACACACCUUGUUGUUUGUUCAUGUGGCCAUAACCAAUCGAAGAGGAGGAGGUAAACCACACAAACGGGGACUGUCUGUACGGAAGGCCAAGAGGAGCAGGGAGUAUGCCAGCAUGAGAGUGCUAUUGAUCAAGGCUGUGGAUGAUGUCUUCAAAACAGCCGUCCUGCCACUUAGGGAGGCGACGGACCUCAGAGAGAACAUGCAGAAUGCCAUCGUGUCCUUUAAAGAGCUGUGCGGCCUUUCAGCUGUGGCUAACCUGAAGCAGUGCAUCCUGGCCUUGUCCCCCCGACUGGCUGGACCCGACGUCACUCCCAUUCUGCUGUUCAACCUCGCUGACCAGUACCCUGAGCUGGAACCACAAGGCCUGCUGCCAGAGGUCCUCAAGAAGGUCGUCACCACCUAUGAAAUGGUGAUCCAAACCAGCCGGGCGCUCCUGGAGACCUAUGAGGGGAUCUAUGACCGAAUCCUACAAACGCAAAAAGCAGCGAUGGAAUUUCACGAGAACCUGCAGGACUUGGCCACGAAGGAGGGCUUGAAGGGCCGGAAGCUGCACAAGGCGGUGGAGAGCUUCACGUGGAACAUCACCAUCCUGAAGGGCCAGGCCGACCUGCUGAAGCACGCCAGGAGUGAAGUCCAGGAGAACCUGAAGCAGAUCCACUACGCCGUGCUCACCUGUAACCUGAGUAAAGGCGGAGCAGCGGCCGGCUCCUCGGGCUCCGAGUCCCGGGGCCGCCGGAGCCUGGACGCCAUCGCCGAGAAGGCCACCGGGGAGGAGGAGCUACCUGGUGAGGACAACUAGAGUCCCACUGACCCCCCCGAUCAGACCUGUACGCUGUUCCCGCCUCCUGAGCUCGACGCCCACAGCUCCCUCCCUCCCUCUCUCUCUCUCUGUCUUCAACCCGACUUCAUCACUCUUCACUCAUGCGCUCGCACUCACUCAGACACACACUAGUGUUUUUUCCACAUUCCAUCAAGAACAUUCCUGUAUCCCAAAGCACAGCUGAGACCUCUUCCAGACUUCUGCCUUGUAAUCAUAAACAAAAUGCCACCACCACUUCUUCAAAUCAACCCGACUUCAGAUCUUCAAAAGGUCUGAGGUUGAGUUUUUGGGGAAAAUUAGGUUUUUAGUAUUUAUAACCUAAACUGUUGCAGCGUGGUACUGAAGCAGGGUUUUCCUCUGGGGCGUCUGGAGCUUUUUGAACCAUUAUCACGACUAAAUGUAGGAAAAGCUGAUUGUCAGAAGAUAGCGAGGAAAGAUAAAGAAGAGAAACACCAGAAGAGAAAACCAGACCUCGUGUGAACUGCACUUUCCUCCCGUAGCAAUCUGACCCUGUGCGUUCCUGUUGUGUGACCACUCAUCAGCUGACUCCGAGACCCUGUAGCGAGUCGAUUUGCUCUCACAGAAUGAUUUUCUCUUGACAUUUAACAUUUCUCACACUCGAAGUCUAUUAGAGCUCGUCGUCUGUGACAGGACGCGAUUCUUGGCGGUUUCACAGAUUUUCUCCGUGGUUAAUUCCGUUUGCGAAAUGCUGAGAAACUUCUUUGCACUGAAUUAAUUUCCUGUGUUGCAGCAGAACACGUUACAGCAACUUCCAGGAACUCCUGCAGGUUCAACGGGACUAAUGAAACACGUCUUAGACUGAUGAGCUCCAGAAGACUCGCUGUAGAUCUGAGUUUCUGUGUUACUGGUUUCACGCUCAGGCAAUAAACCAAUUACCUAACCGGCCCACGGCUGCACAUAAGAUAAAAGCAAGAUUAACACCACGUCUAUUUCAUUUUUAUAACCAUAACACCUUGCAUUUAAAGGAUGGUAAAAACGUCAUGGAUGUUUUAAAGGCGAGAACACGUGAUCGAGCAGCAGAUGAGGCAACAAACUAGGUUAGAGAUCUUUUAUUUCAUCAUGAGAAGUCUGGCAGUGGAAACUAACGUUAAAAGCUCUCAGUAAGUGCUCCACAGAUCCUGAACCGACUCAAGUACGUUCUUUAUAAAAAUGAUUUGUAAUUGCCCCAGUGUUUAUUACCCAGAGAAAAGAAUGUCCACACUGUGAAACCCCUACUAGAGACGGACUCUUUAAAAUCUGAUAAACUAGCAGAAGAGAACUCUCAGCAAAGUGUUUUCGGUGGUUUUAGGUUCUGCUCCUAAGUCCUGUAAUAGCAGAGGAAACCCUGUUAAAUAAUAAUAAUAAUAAUACAUUUUAUUUGGAGGCGCCUUUCAAGUCACCCAAGGUCACCUUACAAUUAAAUAAUACAGGAUAAAAGAUAAAAGCAUAAAAGAUAGAAACAACAUUAAAACAGAACUUCAACAUAAAAACAAGUGAAGUGCUUAGUGUCUUUCUUUCUAAACAACAUCUUCACAUCUGAAGUUUCCCUAAUGAGCACAAGUCGUGUAAAAGCCAAAUCUUAAGCAUCCAGCAAAAAGCAUCAGACACAAAUCACGCUGAAAUCUCACAUCCAUUCAUCUACAGUCCUCCAUUCUUCUUUCUGACCCUGUCACUCGUUUCCUGUUUGAGCUGGGGGGGGCAAAGUCAACCACCAGCCACGUGACAAAGGACAAAGACGUGAAACUGCUCAGAGACUUCUACUCUGUGGACAGAGGGGGGCGGGGCUACACGAGGAGACGAGAAAAGAAAGGGAGGCGUCGGCUUGCUGAAAGAGAUUUUUUUAAAAGCACAAUUUUCUGGAACUAUGAAUGUAACAGAACGGAGGGAGCGACCGGAACCGGAAGGAAAACGGAAAGAAGUUAAACAAAAGAAAACGUGAAGAAUGAGAGUUAAGAGUUGUUUACAAUAAUGAACUUGUCCAUGUUCUCGUCUGCCAAAUUAGUAUCAUAUACUAUGUGUACAUAUAUAUAUGAAGUUUCCUGUUACCUUUUUUCUGCAGAGUGCAUCAUUUUAUUAUU
Limanda limanda (common dab) is the source of this 5444-nucleotide messenger RNA. Its product is annotated as inactive phospholipase C-like protein 2. Gene Ontology annotation, molecular function: phosphatidylinositol-4,5-bisphosphate phospholipase C activity. Bases 10 to 3345 code for a protein of 1111 amino acids. Gene Ontology annotation, biological process: intracellular signal transduction; lipid metabolic process. The record is from RefSeq and is a predicted model, not a curated record. NCBI's taxonomy places the organism in Eukaryota, Metazoa, Chordata, Actinopteri, Pleuronectiformes, Pleuronectidae. The transcript has 6 exons.